Molecule: messenger RNA, 2677 nt
Organism: Aspergillus caelatus
Lineage: Eukaryota; Fungi; Ascomycota; Eurotiomycetes; Eurotiales; Aspergillaceae
Product: acetate--CoA ligase
Exons: 6
Coding region: 353-2365 (670 amino acids)
Cellular component (GO): cytosol
Molecular function (GO): AMP binding; acetyl-CoA synthetase activity
Source: RefSeq, a predicted model, not a curated record
UGUUGGUCCAUUUAUUUAGUUUGUGUGUUGGAUUCAAUAAAUAACGCUUCUCUCCCUCCCCCGGCCUGAGACAAAGUCCCCAUAAGCCCUUUCUCUUUUCAUCCUUUCUUCUUUUCCGUUUUCAAUCUGCUCCUUCCCUCUUCCUCUACACUACUACCUUACCUUGGAGGGGUUCUUCGUAUUAUACCCACCCCUCUAACCAUCCCGAUCAGAUACAACCAUAAUUAAUUCGUUUUGGACAAAACGCUGUCUUCUCUCUUUACCUUUUUUUAUAUUUCCUCCCCUCUCUAAGACUCACCGUCUCGUUGUUUCUCGUCUAGCUCAAGCAUCUCUCCUUUCGCGCCAACGAAUCAUGGCCGACGGCAACGUGAUGCCCCCUAAGCCCUCUGUGGUGCUGGAAGCCCACGAGGUCGAUACUUUCCAUGUCCCUAAGGCUUUCUAUGAGAAGCACCCGACUGGCACUCACUUGAAAGACCUGGAUGAAUAUAAGAAGCUCUAUGACGAAUCAAUUCGCAGCCCUCAGACCUUCUGGGCCCGCAUGGCUCGUGAACUCCUUUCCUUCGACAAAGACUUCGAAACUACCCACACUGGCUCUCUGGAGAACGGUGACAGUGCCUGGUUUGUGGAAGGUCGCUUAAACGCGGCCUUCAACUGCGUGGACCGUCAUGCACUCAAGAACCCCGACAAGGUUGCGAUCAUCUACGAGGCUGAUGAGCCAAACGAGGGCCGUAAUAUUACCUAUGGAGAGCUGCUUCGUGAAGUAUCUCGAGUCGCCUGGGUGCUUAAACAGCAAGGUGUUAGGAAGGGUGAUACUGUGGCCAUCUAUCUUCCUAUGAUUCCGGAGGCUAUUGUGGCCUUCCUGGCCUGUUCCCGUAUUGGUGCCAUCCACUCCGUGGUGUUUGCAGGAUUCUCGUCAGACUCGCUCCGUGACCGUGUUAUCGAUGCCGGAUCUAAAGUGGUCAUUACCACCGAUGAGGGCAAGCGAGGCGGCAAGGUGAUUGGCACCAAGCGUAUUGUUGACGAGGCUUUGAAGCAGUGCCCUGACGUUACAAGCGUGCUGGUCUACAAGCGCACCGGUACUGAGGUCCCCUGGACCCAAGGUCGUGAUGUCUGGUGGCACGAGGAGGUAGAGAAGUACCCCAAUUACUUCCCUCCCGAGUCCAUGAGCUCCGAAGACCCUCUGUUCCUGCUGUAUACCUCUGGUUCGACUGGAAAGCCCAAGGGUGUUAUGCACACCACCGCUGGAUAUCUCCUGGGUGCUGCGAUGACCGGAAAGUACGUCUUUGAUAUCCACGACGACGAUCGCUUUUUCUGCGGUGGUGACGUCGGUUGGAUCACUGGUCAUACCUAUGUUGUGUAUGCUCCUUUGCUCCUGGGAUGUUCCACUGUCGUCUUUGAGAGUACCCCAGCGUACCCCAACUUUUCUCGCUACUGGGAUGUCAUUGAGAAGCACCAGGUUACUCAGUUCUACGUCGCCCCUACAGCACUGCGGUUGUUGAAGCGCGCUGGAGACGAGCACAUUCACCACAAGAUGGCUCAUCUGCGUGUCCUGGGCUCCGUCGGUGAGCCUAUUGCUGCAGAGGUUUGGAAAUGGUACUUCGAGAAAGUCGGAAAGGAAGAGGCACACAUUUGCGACACUUACUGGCAGACCGAAACUGGUUCGAACGUCAUCACACCUUUGGGUGGAAUUACCCCUACGAAACCCGGUAGUGCCUCGUUGCCCUUCUUCGGUAUUGAGCCUGCCAUCAUUGACCCUGUCUCCGGAGAGGAGAUCUCGGGCAAUGACGUGGAAGGUGUGCUUGCCUUCAAGCAGCCCUGGCCUAGCAUGGCCCGCACGGUGUGGGGUGCUCACAAACGUUACAUGGAUACCUAUCUCAAUGUCUACAAGGGCUACUACUUCACUGGAGAUGGCGCCGGUCGUGAUCACGAUGGAUACUACUGGAUCCGCGGCCGUGUUGACGACGUGGUCAACGUAUCCGGUCACCGGCUGUCCACUGCUGAGAUUGAAGCUGCUCUGCUUGAACACCAUAUGGUUGCUGAAGCCGCCGUGGUCGGUAUUGCUGACGAACUCACUGGCCAAGCGGUCAAUGCAUUUGUGGCUCUGAAGGAGGGCAAUGAGACGAAUGAGCAGGUCCGUAAAGACCUUGUUAUGCAGGUUCGCAAGUCGAUUGGGCCAUUCGCCGCUCCCAAGGCCGUCUUUGUCGUUGAUGACCUCCCCAAGACUCGCAGCGGUAAGAUCAUGCGGCGUAUCCUGCGGAAGAUCCUGAGCGGCGAGGAGGACAGUUUGGGUGAUACUUCUACCCUGUCUGAUCCUUCGGUGGUCGACAGGAUCAUUGAAACCGUUCACACUGCCCGGGGCAAAUAGAUGGACGACGACAUGACUUAUGAAAAGAAAUACCAAAAAAAAAAAAAAAAAAAAAAAUUAAAAACAGCGAUUAGUAUGACAUGAUGUUCUUAAUUCCUUUGCGCUGAACUGGUGCAGUGCUUGUGAAAGGCAGAACUAUUCUCAUGUGCGCGUAUUUCGCUCUGGCUUUACUAUGUGAUUCCCGUGUUCUGUCACUUGGAGAAGCGAUAUUAUUCUGUUUGAUAUGUGUAUCAGGUUCCAAUUUCUCAAUAUAUAUAUCCUCCUUUUUCUUUUAUUCUGCUUAAAGAAUAGAACCUAUUUCUACUUAUAAUA